AACGACCUGCUGGCAAGCAUACUGUGAGCGAGACAAUGAGAAUCGAGAACGAACAUUACUGUGAGUAUCAGCGUGAACGAGACAUGUUAUCUGCGCAACGCAGGAUGGCACACCAGUUGUCUUGCCGUAUUCUGUGCACCGAAAAAGGACAAGUUGUGCUUGGUGUCGUGGCAAGACGAGUCGGUUUAUGUUACAGUGGCUUGAUGUUACAGAGAGCGCGCAGAACGGCUGACGACAGCUGGGACGGAUUGAUCGUAUCAAGAAAGGC
Punctularia strigosozonata HHB-11173 SS5 is the source of this 268-nucleotide messenger RNA. RefSeq lists its product as uncharacterized. NCBI's taxonomy places the organism in Eukaryota, Fungi, Basidiomycota, Agaricomycetes, Corticiales, Punctulariaceae. The annotation marks the transcript as partial. The record is from RefSeq and is a predicted model, not a curated record. The transcript has 2 exons.